This is a messenger RNA of Phytophthora nicotianae INRA-310, 1783 nucleotides long. RefSeq names its product TKL protein kinase. Bases 1 to 1746 code for a protein of 581 amino acids. The transcript has a single exon. Lineage: Eukaryota; Oomycota; Peronosporomycetes; Peronosporales; Peronosporaceae. Gene Ontology annotation, molecular function: protein kinase activity; ATP binding. The record is from RefSeq and is a predicted model, not a curated record. Gene Ontology annotation, biological process: protein phosphorylation.
AUGGCGGGGGCUUCAACCGUCCUAGUAGGGGUCCUGCUGCUGCUGAUGCCGGCGGUCGUCUCGAGUUCCACUUGGGUGGCGCAGGAGAUUUUCGACACCGAUAAUUGCUCGAGUACACCGGUCGUUGUGAGUCUCACGGAAUCGACCAGGUGUUCAUCUCGCCAAUGCAUGUCGGUCGAAAUCAACAACGACACCAAAUUUAUGAAUUCCGAGUGUAACAUCACCAACCGGUUCGCGUACGCUGGAGCGGUCUUCGGGGAGUACAAUUACAUUGUCGUAGAAGACUACGGAAGUGUCGGGUGCGAGAAUUUACAUCUGACAACGGUAAUACCAGUCUCCGGGAGCUGCUCGGAGUCGACAGUGUACGGAAGAUAUUCCAUCGUUUCGGCUCUGUUUGCGAACGGGUCUGCAUUGAUAGCAUUGUACCCCCAUGCAGAUUGCGAGGGAGAUGCUUAUAUGAAUUUCGUUCUGGAUAGUGGCAAUAUUUCGAGUGGAGACUGCGUCCUAGACUACUAUAAAUUCUACACGAGCGCCAGCGAGAUUAUCGAUGAAAUUGAUAGCGGAUCACUCGAUACAGGCAACAAUUCUGAUGAUGGAGAUUCAGGCUCACGCCCGAGUUUACUAGCCAUAUUAGGCAUCGUUCUAGCUGCAGGAGCGGUCGGGUUUAUGACGGCCAUCUUCUUUUGGAAACGACGAACACCCCGUGACGAGCAGAGUACUGAGGAUCCCGAUGAUAUUGUGUGUUGCGAGAGGUAUACUUCGCUAAGAACAAGACAGAAAAGCACGGCGUUUAGUACAGGUACGAAGAGCUCUUACUCCAAGGACGGGAUCAAAGAGCAACAUAGCAUCAGCUACUUCUGGGACGACGAUGAGAUCGCUGCAGCACGUGUCGACCGCGACAAGAUUGACUUCGAAGGGGUGAUCAGCCACGGCGGAUACGGACAGGUCAUGUCGGGCUGGUUCAACGGCCAGCACGUCGCAGUCAAGAUGUUGCUACCAGAGAACCGCAAGAGCAUGAAGUACCUCAGUUCCUUCUUAGAGGAAGUGAAGCUCAUGUCCAUGCUAGAACACCCUCGUAUCGUGCAGUUCAUUGGUGUGGCUUGGGACUCGCUCUCCGACAUGUGUCUAUUGACCGAAUUCAUGGAAGGAGGCGAUCUACGAACUCUUCUAGCAUCUUACGAGGCCCAGGACUACCCUGUCGGCUUCAACAUGACCAAAGUGACCAUUGCUCUGCACAUUGCACACGCGCUAACGUAUCUACACUCACUGGAUCCGCCAGUGUUGCACCGCGACCUCAAGUCGAAGAACAUUCUACUGAGCGCCACGCUGGACGCGCGACUGUCGGACUUUGGCGAAUCACGGGAGCACGUUGACGAAACUAUGACCUCGGGUGUGGGAACAUCGCGCUGGAUGGCGCCGGAAGUGAUGAUGGGGGAGAGAUACGACCACAAGGCCGACGUGUUCUCCAUGGGCGUGGUGCUGUCCGAGCUGGAUCUCCACGCUUUGCCGUAUUCGCACGCCGUGGACGACAACAACCCAAGUCGCAAGAUCCCAAGCACAGCGAUCGUGCAUUUAGUGGCGAUGGGGAAGCUACGGGUUGAGUUUUCUAGCGUCGGACCAAUGACGGAUUUGGGCUUGUCUUGCGUUGCAGUGAACCCGGACGAUCGUCCGACCGCAGCUGAAGCGCUCUACAAGCUUCACACAGUUUUGACAACCGAGUAUGAUAGGGGGAGCUGGGAUGAAUAAGGGGUUUAACGUAAUAACGUAUUGAGUUGCGAGUGUC